AUGGAUAUGGACAUGGCCAUGGUGAGCUUCGAUGAGGACCUGGACCAGGUGCUGGCGGAUGCCAUGAGCCCCGGGAGCUCAGCGACGUCAUCCGCGCCCGCUGCCGCCGCCGCACCACCAGCCGUCGUCGCAGGCAGCAGCGAGGACGACGAGGAAGCCGCCGCCGCCGCCAGCGCCGACCUUCGGAGGGGGCCCUGGACGGUGGACGAGGACAUCCUCCUCGUCAACUACAUCGCCGCCCACGGCGAGGGCCGCUGGAACUCGCUCGCCCGUUCUGCAGGCCUGAAGCGCACGGGCAAGAGCUGCCGCCUCCGGUGGCUCAACUACCUCCGGCCCGACGUGCGGCGGGGCAACAUCACCGCCGAGGAGCAGCUCCUCAUCCUGGACCUGCACUCUCGCUGGGGCAACCGCUGGUCCAAGAUCGCGCAGCACCUCCCGGGCCGCACCGACAACGAGAUCAAGAACUACUGGCGCACCCGCGUGCAGAAGCACGCCAGGCACCUCCGCUGCGACGUCAACAGCGCCAGCUUCCGUCACAUCGUGCGACACGUCUGGAUGCCGCGCCUCCGAGAGCGCGCCCAGGCCGAUCGCGACGACCAGCUGGCUCCCCAAUCGCCCGUGGCCGUCGUCCAAGCGCCGGCGACCACUACGGCCAGCGCGCCGCCCGCAUGUUAUAACUACUACGGCUACGGGAGCCAACACCUGGUGCAGCACCAAGGCGCCCACCACGGCCUGCAGGCGGCAGGCGAAGCUCACCACCACCAUCACCACCAAUACUACAACGAGCCGGCAGGACAGACGGCGGCGGCAACGGCCCUGAGCCCCGACGACGCCUCCAGUGCGCUGCGACCGUUAUCGCUUACGACGGACGACGCGUCGCACUAUGCUGCAACUUACGCUUACACCUCCACAGCCAUGGCGACCCCGACUAACGACGACCAAGGCUGCGGGCCAACGACGACCGACGACGAUGUGUUUGCCGGGAUGACCUGGUCCGAGCUUCUCGCCACCGCCACCAGCGGCCCUGACGACGACUCCACCUCCAUGUCCAUGAUCAGCCUGCCGAACUUUGGGUUCGGGGAUCUCGAUGACGGCCUCUGGAGCCUGGACGACCUUUGCUUACAGCAGCUGUGCUGA
Messenger RNA from Miscanthus lutarioriparius, 1137 nucleotides. NCBI's taxonomy places the organism in Eukaryota, Viridiplantae, Streptophyta, Magnoliopsida, Poales, Poaceae. The record is from the annotation of a GenBank genome assembly.